Molecule: messenger RNA, 633 nt
Organism: Dioszegia hungarica
Lineage: Eukaryota; Fungi; Basidiomycota; Tremellomycetes; Tremellales; Bulleribasidiaceae
Exons: 9
Coding region: 1-633 (210 amino acids)
Source: RefSeq, a predicted model, not a curated record
AUGGUGCUGUUCUUCACCUCCAAGGUCGUGGAUCCUCCUGUGACCAUCUACAUGGGCAGAGAUAAGGUGGAAAAUGAAGAACUCCUCAAGUACGGCUUACCUACUGAUAUCUGGUUCCAUGUCGAUAAGCUAUCAUCAGCCCACGUCUAUCUCAGGCAGACCGAGGAGCAGCCGCAUGGCGAGUGGGAUAAGCUGCCGGUCUCGGUCUUGAACGAUGCGGCGCAGCUGGUCAAGGCGAAUAGUAUAGAGGGUGAGUACAGGGCGCUGACUGGUCAGAUCAUCUACACCCCCUUUCCCAACCUGAAGAAAACAGGCGAUAUGGCAACCGGUCAAGUCUCCUUUCACUCAGAUAAGAAGGUCAAGCGGGUACACGUAUCAACGCGCGACAAUGCCAUAGUCAACCGGCUCAACAAGACCAAAGUGGAGAAAGAGGUACACCACGAGGCGGAACGGCAAGAUCGGCUCAAGGCGGAGGGGCGGAAAAAGAAGGCUGCGGCGGAGGAGAGGCGGCUACAAGAGCUCGAGCAGAAGAAGGCGUGGGAAGAAGGGAAGAAGCAAAGGAGCUAUGAGGGGAUAUACACCGAGGAGAGCUUUGCGCAGCGGGAAGAAUGGAGCGAUGACGAUUUUAUGUGA